AUGGCCGAAAAGCAAUCUUCCGGCGUCGAAGUUGAGCUGUCGACGCCCAACAACAAUAUACUCUCCCGACCUGCCCAUACCCUCACUUAUGACCAAGCCAGGGACGAGCUUCAAGCCGACUUUACCACCGGGUUGGGAGCCGAUGAUGCUGCUACUCGGUUGACAAAGUAUGGAGCCAACAACUUUGGAGAGGAGAAAGGCGUACAGCCGCUCCAGAUCCUGAUUGCCCAAGUCGUCAAUGCUAUGACGCUAGUUCUUCUCUUGGCACUAGCCGCCAGUUUCGCUAUUCACGCCUGGAUCGAGGGUGGUGUCUUGGCUGCCCUUAUUCUCAUCAACAUCGUCAUUGGCUUCUUUCAAGACCUUCAAGCCGCCAGGACCAUUGCCUCGCUGAAAUCCUUGAGCACUCCUUCCGCACGUGUCUUCCGUGAUGGCAGCUCCCAGACUGUCGAUGCCUCGCAGCUCGUCCCUGGUGACAUUAUUGAGCUUAAGGUUGGCGAUAGUGUCCCCGCCGAUGGCCGUGUUUUCGAAGCAGUCAAUCUCGAGGCAGACGAGGCUCUUUUGACUGGAGAGAGUCUGCCUGUGCGCAAGGAUCCCGAGGCCAUUCUGGAUGAGGACACCGGUCCUGGUGAUCGGAUCAACAUCGUCUUUUCCUCCAGCAUCAUUACCAAGGGUCGAGGCCGAGCUGUCGUUGUUGCUACGGGUAUGAACACGGAGAUUGGUGCCAUUGCAGCUGCUUUGAGAGAAGAGGGCGGCGAGAAGCGCAAGCUCAAGCGUGAUGAGAAUGGAAAGGCUUCGUUUGGCGCAUACAUCAUGUUCGGUCUGGGUGCAUUCUGGGACUGGUUGGGUGAGUUCCUCGGCGUCACUGUCGGAACUCCUCUGCAGCAGAAGCUCGCCCGUCUAUUUCUUUAUGUCUUUGGAAUUGCAAUUGUCUGCGCCAUUAUUGUCCUUGCAGCAAACAAGUUCUCCAGCCAGCGUGAUGUUAUCAUCUACGCAGUAGCCACGGCUCUCGGUACUCUUCCCGUCACCUUGAUUCUUGUUCUCACGGUCACCAUGGCCGCAGGAACCAAGGUUAUGGUGCGCAGAAACGUUGUCGUUCGCAACAUGCGCUCUCUCGAAGCUCUUGGCGGUGUUACCAACAUUUGCUCUGACAAGACCGGAACACUGACGCAGGGCAAGAUGGUCACCAGAAUGGCUUGGAUUCCUUUCCAUGGAACAUAUUCCGUUGAUACCAGCAAUGACCCUUACAAUCCCGAAGUUGGCGCCGUUACGCUCACCCCUCAUCAGCCCAGCCACGCCCAACACAAGGCUGAGGCAACACCAGUCCAGCCCCUUGAAGAGAGCCACCCAGCCGUCAAACACUACCUGGAUAUCGCCUCGAUCGCUAAUCUUGCUGUUGUCAAGAAGGCUGCCGAUGAGGACCGCUGGGAAGCCAAUGGCGACCCAACCGAGAUUGCCAUUCAAGUAUUCGCUGUACGAUUCGGGCGCUCCGGCCUGAACGAAGAUUCCGAUAUGGCACAUGUGGCCGAAUUCCCCUUCGACUCUUCGGUCAAGAAGAUGUCCAUGCUGUGCCGAAACAAGAGUGACCAAAGCCUUCAAAUCUUCACCAAGGGUGCUGUUGAACGUGUUCUCGAGUCUUGUUCUACCUUUUCCCAGGCCGACGGCAACCUUUCUCCAUUGACAGAAGACUUCAAGUCGAUAAUCCUGAGGAACAUGGAGGCGCUGGCUCGCCGAGGUCUGCGCGUCCUCGCCCUCGCCAACGGCUCAGUCUCGCAAACCGUCUCGGACGAGGACGCUCGACAGGGGAAACUCCACCGAGACGACUACGAGCAUGGCCUUACCUUCCGAGGCCUGGUCGGUAUCUACGAUCCUCCCCGCCCCGAAUCCCGUCCCAGUGUCUUCAAGUGCCACCAAGCCGAUAUUAAGGUCCACAUGCUCACUGGUGACCAUCCGGAGACUGCACGCAGCAUUGCCAUCGAAGUCGGUAUCCUUCCUUCGCGCCCUGACCUUCUCCGCGCCGACAUUGCGGAAAACCUUGUCAUGACCGCCCACCAAUUCGACGCUCUGACCGAUGAGGAAGUUGACCGGCUGCCUGAACUGCCCCUGGUUGUCGCUCGUUGCGCUCCAUCCACCAAGGUCCGCAUGAUUGAUGCCCUUCACAGACGAGGCUGCUAUGUCGCUAUGACUGGUGAUGGAGUCAACGACAGCCCCAGUCUGAAACGAGCAGACAUCGGUAUCGCCAUGGGUCUUGGAGGAAGCGAUGUAGCCAAGUCUGCGUCCGACAUCAUCCUCAGCGACGACAACUUCGCCAGUAUCCUCAACGCUGUCGAAGAGGGCCGCCGCAUCUUCGACAAUGUGCAAAAGUUCAUGCUCCACGUCCUCGCUGCCAAUGUUGGUUUCGUAUCCACCCUUCUCAUUGGUCUGAUGUACAAGGACGACAGCGGCACCUCCGUGUUCCAGGUCACCCCCGUCGAGAUCCUCUUCAUGCUCCUCGUCGCCGGUGCGUUCACUGAGACAGGUCUCGGUUUCGAGUCGGCGUCCCCGGAUAUCCUUCGACGCCCUCCCCAAAGCCUCAAGUACGGCGUAUUCACCCCCGAGUUCAUCGCAGACAUCGUCGCAUACGGCAUCAUCAUGGCCAUCACCCUUCUCAGCUCCUUCUCCACCGUUCUAUUCGGCUUCUACGACGGAAACCUGGGCCACAACUGCAACGUGGAGUACUCGGAGCAGUGCCACGGCGUGUUCCGCUCCCGCACGACGUGCUACACGGUCAUGAUGUGGGCCUUCUCCAUCUUCGCCUGGGAACUCGUCGACUUCCGGCGCUCCUUCUUCGACGGCAUCAUCUCCAACCCCAGGGGCUGGGCCCUCCGCCUCUGGCGCAACCCUUUCCUCUUCUGGUCCGUCCUCGUCGGCUUCUUCAGCACCGUGCCCACCAUCUACAUCCCCGUCAUCAACAAGGUCGUCUUCCUCCACAGCCCCAUCGGCAAGGAGUGGGGCGUCAUCUUCGCCAUCUCCUUCUUCUUCCUCGCCGGCGCGGAGACGUGGAAGUUCGUCAAGAGGGUCUACCUCCGCAGGAACAACCUCAUGCACAGGAAGGACGCCGGCACGGGGGAGGCGGACCUGGAGAAGCGCACCUUUGAGAGGUUCUACGACUCGAGUUCGGUCGAUGACUCGAGCAACUAA
Clonostachys rhizophaga is the source of this 3177-nucleotide messenger RNA. The record is from the annotation of a GenBank genome assembly. NCBI's taxonomy places the organism in Eukaryota, Fungi, Ascomycota, Sordariomycetes, Hypocreales, Bionectriaceae.